GACCUACGUUGCUCCCGUGUUUUUUUUAUUGCGUUUUUUCUCCUUGUGUGCUCUGCUCUCAAACGGAGACAUCGACGUGCGACAUCAGCAGCGACAGCACACAGAUCAGACAGACAUCUAAUCCAGACAAUUCUCACCGGCAACUAACUCUCUUUCCUUCGCCACACCUCCAGAAACACGAACCACACACACAGACACACACCUGCAAAAAAUAAAAAAGGAGAAAUGCUGCGUUCUCGCUGCGCUUUGUGCGGCGUCCAACGUGGUGUCGCACCGCACGUUUUUCUCACCGGUUCGUCGGCGCGGUGGCUGCGCGCCUCUCGCGUGCUCCUCAGCGCCGCUUCCACGCCCCCCGGCGUUCACCCCGCCCUGGCACGGCGCGCCGUCGAGAACAAAGCGCCGUCAGCCAAGCACAGACAGAAGACACCGACAACGCCGGAAGAACCGCUUUCGAGGCCCCGCACACACGAGAACGUCUUCGCGCAUCAGGCGACGGCGGCGCUGAAUUCUCUUUUUGCCAGGCCGCACUCAUCAGCCUCGACCGCACCACUCGACGGCGCGGCGGAGACGAUCGAUGUCGCAGAGAGCUGUGCAGCAGCUGCAGAAGCAGCAGUGCAGAAGACGGUGGCAACAACCACCGCAGCUGUCCGUGACGCGGCGCCGCACGACGAAGCGGCACCCGAGCUGCUCGUGUCGCAUGGCGAGGAGGAGCUGCUGGAGGAUCGUGCGCUACAAGCACUGGAUAUGACGAACCCCGAAGCGUAUGCCACGACGACGUCGACGCACGACGCGCCUGCCGCUGCGACGGAGGGCGAGGAGGGUCAACGCAGCGCCCCGAUACCGCGACAGAAGCUGCAGGCAGCAGAAGGCAACACCGCGACCCCGCUGCAUUCGCCCAACAUGCAGGAUGGCAGCCGCGUCGCCGCGAAGGAGGCACUGCCCAAUCUUCAGAGGCCCGUCAACCUGCAAGGAGCGCUUUAUUUUGGCGAGAUGGCGUCCAUGUUGCAGGAGGCGGCCCACGAUCGCCACUUCGUGUCUCCGGUCUGGAGCACCCAAGAGGCCUUCGAAGCGAUUGGGUCCGCGGUCGAGGUGCCAGACGCCGAGGGCGUGGUGCUGCCCAUCUCCUCGGCCCAGCAGAUCUGCGUCUUCAACCUGGAGCAGACGUCGCUGGCCGAUCGGUUCCGUGUGGCGACGGCGCUGGAGCUGCGGAAGUACGUGCACGACCGAAAGAGGUCGUCCGCCGCGCGCCCAUCACCGUGCAGGCCGUUGACCAUCGCAGGCAGUCCACUGUCGCGCGAGCGGGCCAACGCGCUCGCGAAUUCGCCCACUUUCUUUCACUGGCAGGAGCAGUGUCCGUAUUGGGUUUCCAUAAAUGACUUGCGCGUUCUCGACGCAGCUGUCCGACCAGAGAUGGAGGACCAAUACAUCAUGAUGCCUCGUUUCGGCGUCAGCCCAAGCGGGUCGAGGGAAACCGACGGCGGCUGCAGUUCCUCUUCUUCCUCUUCGUUCGCGGCGGACAGCCGCACACUCCGUCGAAGCGAGGUGGAUGAGGAGGACCGCAUGUACAACCUCCUGCAGCUCCACGACGAUGAGGGGCGGUUCUCGCGGCCGUUUGGGCACUCUGCAGAGAAGCUGUCGCGGUGCUACGGUAUUCGCGGGACGCGCUACAGCCCCGCCACGACGUGGCUCAUGUGGGAGUACUGCCAGCGCUACCACUUCCCCCUCUCCUCGGGCCGCAUUGUGAUGCUGACAGCGGAGCGUAUUCAGAACAUGGGCGGUACAGUGAUACAAGAGGCACGAUACCCCCUUCCGCAAGAGUCGAAGGCGCAGUCUCACGCUGACGAGGAGGCGAGGAGUAACACCGCCGCGGAGGACGGUGAUGGUGUUGUGCCCCCGCCCUUCACGAUGCUCAUACACGGCGAGGUGGUGACGCUGUACAACGCGCUGCAGACCGACAUCCCGAAUGCUAUCUUUCAAUACGUGGAGCGGCAACUCGAAGAUCGAUUUAAAUUCAGUUUUGCGAAGAUGGACAACAACUUCUUCCGACCUGAACACGAGGCAGCGGGACAGAGAAAAUACUAA
This is a messenger RNA of Leptomonas pyrrhocoris, 2082 nucleotides long. RefSeq lists its product as hypothetical. Bases 226 to 2082 code for a protein of 618 amino acids. The transcript has a single exon. The record is from RefSeq and is a predicted model, not a curated record. NCBI's taxonomy places the organism in Eukaryota, Euglenozoa, Kinetoplastea, Trypanosomatida, Trypanosomatidae.